Messenger RNA from Haplochromis burtoni (Burton's mouthbrooder), 1463 nucleotides. It is a transcript of the gene nsmce1, whose product is annotated as NSE1 homolog, SMC5-SMC6 complex component. Gene Ontology annotation, cellular component: nucleus; Smc5-Smc6 complex. Gene Ontology annotation, molecular function: ubiquitin-protein transferase activity. The coding region runs from base 623 to 1366 and encodes 247 amino acids. The record is from RefSeq and is a predicted model, not a curated record. NCBI's taxonomy places the organism in Eukaryota, Metazoa, Chordata, Actinopteri, Cichliformes, Cichlidae. The transcript is spliced from 8 exons. Gene Ontology annotation, biological process: double-strand break repair via homologous recombination; DNA damage tolerance.
AUGUUUAAAUGAACCUGGAAAGAAUUACAUUUUUUGUUUUUAAACAUUAGAGCAACUGCAGAACUGGACAAGCAAAUAACCGGGUCCAUUGGCAAUAACCGUUGAUUGACAAAAGAUAGCAGAUAGUUAAGUUAAAGUUGGCAAAAUGUCUGGCUGUAACGUUACCUAGCGUAACCUUUCUAAAAAGAUUCAGUCAUAGUUACAAUAUUUAUAUAGUUGAUGCUAAAAGCUAGCAUCAGUAGUUUUAGCGUAAGUUAGCCGUUCGGCAAAGACAAGGAAACUGUUUCAGAAAUGAUGCUAUUGUUGAGUUUGCAGGAGGGAAUAGUUGUAGCAUUUUAACUUAAAGAACAUCUGCUAACAGUCCUCAGAGAAAGUGCUUAUUUCACUUUUUAUACACUUUAUAACAGAAAUACGAAAGUACCGUGAAUUUGGUUUGAAUAACAAUUUGGCAGAACGUCGGAUCGGACGCUGGUCUUAUUUAGUUUGCUAUGUUUUGUUGUUGUUGUUUGUUUGUUUUUAUAGAUGUCUACAUGUGCCUUUUAGAUGUUUUAUAACUUCUUUUUGUGUCAGUGAAAUAAUAUUUAACUAUAUAUAUAAAGACCACCUGUCUGUACCCACAGACAUGUCACGACAGAUGGGAGAAAGCCAUCGAAGGUUUCUUCAGACCAUGAUGGUCAGUGGAGUAAUCGAUGAGCAAGCUGCAAAGGCUCUUUAUCAAUACUGCUGUGAAACGCACCGCACACAGUAUGCACCCGACAAGCUGGAAGAUUUUAUUGAUACUAUCAACUCAAGACUGCAGCCAAUGUUCAUGCAGAUUAGGAAAGGGAUGUCUGAAAAUAACGGUCUGCAGUACUACGCCUUGGUGAACAUGGCUGAAACUGACAUCACCAGGAUGUCGUCAGAUUAUGCCGACAAUGAACUUGAGCUCUUCAGGAAAACAUUGGACCUCAUCGUGUGCUCUGAGGAUGGCAAGGCUUCCUCUACUGAUAUUCUGAACAGCACAGACUCCAUGACCACCAGAAAGAUGAAGAAGAGCGAAACAGAGCACCUGUUGAGCCGAUUAGUGCACGACAAAUGGCUCAGUGAGAAACGGGGCGAAUACACCUUGUCCACCCGGUGUAUCAUAGAGAUGGAGCCUUAUAUUCGCACAAUGUAUCAAGACCAUGUCAAAGUGUGCCACAUCUGUCGUAACAUCGCUUUCCAGUGCCAAAUCUGUGAGAAUCCUACAUGUGGCAUAAAAAUACACAACCCAUGUGUGGCCAGAUACUUCAAAGGCAAAUCGGAGCCACGUUGUCCUUCUUGUGAUGACUUCUGGCCACAUGAAAUCCCUGAAGUGAAACGUCCUCAUUCACAAUCCAGGAGAUGAAGGCUUCAUCAAUAGUCUUUCUUAAUGGUUUAUUAAUAUAAUAUAAAUGUCUUUAUUGUUUUUGCUUUUAUACAUACAAAAUAAAAGAUUGUUUCAA